AUGGUAAUGGUGUCAAGAGGUUUGUGGUGGCUGAAGGGAUUCCACAGCAGCGGCGCCGGAGGACGGCGAUGGCAGCACUGCUGCUUUUGCUUUCCUGCUCUGACGGGUUUGACGAGAGAGAAGGAGAAUGAAAGGGUUGUGGGUGGUGGGUUGAUUGGCGAUGGCUGGAGAGUAGUUGGGUGUGGCCGCAGUGAUGUUCCGGUAGUCCCUGGUGGUUUUCCGGUGGCCUCACUGUCUGUGGUCCUUAGCCACCCUCGGUGGUGGUGUUUUUCGACGGCAAUGGGUAGCAGCCCCACUGCCCCACUGCUGGGUUUUCCUGCUUCGGUCAACAGAAAAGAGGGAAGGAGCGGAGAUGCAGCUUGGCACCAGCUCGGUGGUGGCUGUGGGUGGUCUUUGGUGGCUGCUAGUCACAGUCCAAGGGGAAGGAUGGAGGUUGGUGAUGUUUGUUCUAACAAUGGUGGAAGUACAGAGUGGUGGCCGACUGUGGUGGUUUGGGUUGCCAGAAAAUGA
This is a messenger RNA of Lactuca saligna, 510 nucleotides long. NCBI's taxonomy places the organism in Eukaryota, Viridiplantae, Streptophyta, Magnoliopsida, Asterales, Asteraceae. The record is from the annotation of a GenBank genome assembly.